GAAUAAAUUAACACUAAUUGCCCGGAGUUAUUUGAAUCGAACUGUAUCAGUUUUAGUUCAAAAAUUGUCAGAAAAUAUCGUUUUAAAAUGGUUGUCAAAGGCACUACAGGUAUGCUUGUAUAAAUCACGAUCUAACAUACAUCUGAAAUUAGCUUAAUAAUGCUUUUCUAAGUUUGUUGCUUUUAUAUUUAUGUGAAUAUGCUGUCGGUACAUAUAAAUGUUUAUAUUCAUUAUUGCCGUCUGUGUUGACGAAUGAAUUUUGUAGGCUAUUUUAUAAACUUUGUGUAUUUGGCUGUGUGCUGCUUAACUAUAAAGUUGGUUUAGGUCUGUUUUCUAGCUUUAUUGCUAGAGAAAUUAGCCUAUACUCUUUGAUUCUGAGUAACUAUAUAUACAGAUGAUUGAUCUGCCUCAGUCCCUCAGACAGAUCAACACUAUAAAAUACCCUUGGGGUAGUUUGUAAUAGUAUAGCCGAUAUAUCGAUAGUUAAGAUAUCGAUAACUGUCGGUUAUUCAGUAUUAUAUUUUUAAAAUAUGGACAGACCGAAAAUUUCAAAUCAGUUCGGUAUUUUUGGUGUUGAAUGUAGAAUAUUCAUUCAUUCUCCUCCUGGAAGAUGUGACUGAACGACAUGCCAAAGACUUCAUACUCGAUUCCAUACUUUUGGCUGCGAAUAGACCUUUUGAGUGAAAUUUUGAUCUAGACAAGUGUGGACAAAAAUUUCAUCACAGCUUGAAAGAGCAUCACAAAAUUUUGUAAAAUGCGGAUAAUAUAGCCUUGCGAAGUUUGCCGUUUUUCAGUCAUUUGGUAUUACAAAUGGGAAAUUGAUAAUCAGAUGAUCAAACUGAUGGAAAAUGUUAGAUUGUAAUGCAAAAUGACUGAAAAACGGCAAACUUUGCAAGACUAUAUUAUCCACAUUUUACAACAUUUCGCAACGAAACUUCGGAAUAUUACUAAUUUUGUGAUGCUCUUUCAAGCUGUGAUGAAAUUGUUGCCCAGGCAUAUCUAGAUCAAAAUUUCACUCAUAAGGGGAAAGGUCUAUUCACUCAUUCGCAUUUAUCAGGAGGGGAAAAUCCCCGACAAAAUCGCUAUUGUGAACCAGGCUUAAUUGCCUGUUGAAACAAGGUUACCGUGGUCAUUCAACAUUGUUGAAUACAACAUGUUGGCCUGGUUCGAACACUAUGUUGGGUAAUGCUGGCCAAUGUUGGAUCGGGUAUCUUGAUAUUUUUUAAUACUACAACAGCCUACUGUAACAUUACACUGAGGUUGGCAAUGAAACCAAGACAGCAAACAGAAUGUACUAAUAAAACUUGAAAAAUAGAUGGGAAAAACGAUCUGUGUUGUCUGUUGUACAUAGAUUUUAUCAUAAAGGGAAAGAACUGACUGAUUUCUGAAUCCUAAUUCAUGGUAUGGCUGCAGAAGUUAGGGGAGUCAUGGAGUGAUGGUUCCUCUAUAGUCUAAGGCACAAACUCCAAAUUUAAAAUGUGGAUUCAAAUCUUAGUUGAUUUUAGAAUCCUAGAAUUACAAGUCAACUUUCUAGCUUGCUAAACAGGGACAUAGCGAAGCAUCUCGAGUUGGGAGGGUGUCGGAGGAUUUGACGUGAAAUUUGAAAUUUACCUGAAGUGUAAUAAUUAUAAUAGAGCUUUUUCUGAUUAUAAUACUAAGUUUUUCAAGAGACUGCAUUUCUGGCAUUUUCUGAGGCAAAUUUGCAAACAGAUUGCAUCCAAACUGACUACACUAGUUUACACAAAUAAGUAUGACUUACAAAAUAUAAUGACUUUACAACAAUCUUUUCUGGACUUUCAGAGUUGAGAGGGCUUACACCCACCCCCACACCCAAUAUCAUGUGGAGCUAGUUAUCUAACCCUAGUCCAGAAUUACUCUGGGCUGGCAAAGAUUGGCUACCUCCACAAAAAUAAAAUCCUUUUCAUAGUCUAUAUCAAGGCAACACAACACGAUAGCAUUGUCGACAUUCACAAGAUAUUGGGCAAUCAAUUCUCAUUUAUAGGAUUGUAGGUUUAAAACUCUAGGUUUGUAGCCUAGGGGAGCUAGUUAUCUAACCCUAGUCCAGAAUUACUCUGGGCUGGCAAAGAUUGGCUACCUCCACAAAAAUAAAAUCCUUUUCAUAGUCUAUAUCAAGGCAACACAACACGACAGCAUUGUCAACAUUCACAAGAUAUUGGGCAAUCAAUUCUCAUUUAUAGGAUUGUAGGUUUAAAACUCUAGGUUUGUAGCCUAGGGGAGCUAGUUAUCUAACCCUAGUCCAGAAUUACUCUGGGCUGGCAAAGAUUGGCUACCUCCACAAAAAUAAAAUCCUUUUCAUAGUCUAUAUCAAGGCAACACAACACGACAGCAUUGUCAACAUUCACAAGAUAUUGGGCAAUCAAUUCUCAUUUGUAGGAUUGUAGGUUUAAAACUCUAGGUUUGUAGCCUAGUUCCGAGCCAAAAUUUAACAAUAAUUUUCACACCAAACGUUGACACGUUUUUCUCAUUGAGGACACGUGGAGGAAGCAUGGCUGUCAAAAAUGGGUGUACUAACGAUAUAUGGCUUUCACAGUUGCGUAGAAGAUUUAAAUAUUUCAUUACAUUAUGCAACAGUAUCAUCGCUGUCCAAUCAAUGCCCCUGCUAUACACUGUAUGUAGCAUGAUUUGUGUAUUAUCCCACACUACUGUAGAUGGGUUUUGUAUAUGGAAUUUAAGUGUGAAAUUUAUACAUUUAUCAGACUUAACCAGGAGCGGUUGCGAUGCUUAUACAACCAACAAUCCACCCGAUUAAUUUUCUCCAUAUGAAAAAACGACAGUACAUAAACCAACCCCAAGAAUUUCGGCAGAGCGUUGAAUGAAUCUUAGGCUAACUGGAUAACCUCCCUUAGCGGCGCGAAAAAGCGCCUAUCCGAUACCGAAUGUACAACUUUCAGAAUUUGAGCGAAACAACAUCUCUCCGUUGCUAUAAUUCCUCUGAAAAUAGCGUUCCUAAAAGGUACGGAUAUGUGGGGGUUUUUUCACGUCGUUAUACGGAAAGCGAUCCUGUACAAGUGUAAACGUGGCCUUCAGAUUACAUGCACAAGUUGUCUCCCAGCGAGAAUCGAGCCCACGACCUUAGGUGUGAAAGGCGCCCACUCUGACGACUGCUCAGUGUAGGUAGUGUUCUACUUGGAAAAAAAAUAGAAACAUUUAUUCAAGAGGUAUACAGUAUAGCCAAAAGUGGCUCCUACGAAGCCCUUGGCCUUGGCUAAAAAAAUCGAAGUGUUUAAAACUUUUCCUACACAAACCCACGCCAGCGUAUUCAACACCUACAGAAUUAACGUAAAAAAAAACAACUAGAAUAUUUUGAUGAAACCGCCCAUGCACUAUCACUGUAUAAGGCUGGGGGUUUUUUCUGUGAACACAGUAGAAAUUUUGCAUCGGUAAAGUUUUGAAGGAUUUGUAGGAAAUGUUUGAGGGAAUUGACUUAAUGUUAACACGGAGCCACUUCCCUCAAACACUUCAGUGAAUCCUUCAAAACUUAGAAUUUACCCAUGCAAAAUUCCUACUGUGAUCACAGAAACUUUGAUAGUGUAUAUAUACCAGGCUUUAGGAAUCAACCUGCAUACCGUGCCGCUUUAGCGAGUUCUUUGAAGGGCCCAGGGAAAAAAUCCUGAAUCCCACACGAGGGAUCGAACCCCUAAACUCGACUCUCUGCCAAUUGAGUUAAUGGAAUAAUGAAAUAUACAUUUCUGUUUCAGAAAAAUUCAGAACUAUCCUCAGUCUCAGAGUAAAAUUAGUCUCACAUUUAUUCUUAUACACUCCAGAGCACAACGAAAAAUUCGUUGUCUCGAACGGAGAUUCGAACUCAUACUUUCGGGUGUCUAGUCUGCCCAUUGAGCUCUCGAAUCAACGGGCAAUAUUUAUACUGUACCGGAUAAGCUUUCCGUAGCGACGUGAAAAAAAACACAUAUCCGUACCUUUUAGAAACGGUAUUUUCAGAGGAAUUUUUGCAACAGAGUCAGAGAGAUGUUGUUUCGCUCAGCUUCUGAAAGUUGUACAUUCCGUACAUCGGAUAUAGGUGCUUUUUCGCGCCGCUACGGAGAUAAAGCUGUCCGGUAUAAACGUAGCCUUUUUUAAAUAGGCAAGAAUUCGGUGGUCUGACGCUUCAAUCGUUUAUCUAUAGUUAGAAUAGCACUGACAAUUGUUCUGGGAAGCAAUAAUUAUCAAUUAUUGGACGAAGUUGAGCAAAAUAUUGCCUGCUAUUGUCUCAUUUGGGGGAGACAAACUAUACGCUGUGAGUUCGUCUCGACGAAAGGUCCGUGUGUUUUGCCGCGGCUGUUUCCUUAUUCAUACUCAAGAUUUAAAUAGAAUUUUCGGCCUAAGAACAAGUGCCUUUCUUAUCGCGUUGUGUGUUGAAUCAACAACCUGGAUUUGCACGACAAAAGCAAAAACUCGUUAGCGGUCAACAUUGUUUUUACGACUUGUUCUAAUUGUUUGCCAAUGAAUACGGCUGUGAAUACUAGAAUAUACAACACGCGUGACUGUUAUUUUCAACCAAUCACAAACUAUCUCAUUAUGGGACGAGUCAAGUUGCCAGCUGGUCAAAAUAUAUAGAGAUUCAAUAAAAAGCAAGGCUAUAUGCGCCCGAUCCUGUUUUUUUCGCAAAGGCUUUCAGUGGACUAUCAGACUUGGGGGUUUAUUUUAAAUUUUUUCUUUAUAGAACCUAAGGACGACGAGCCUAUGGACAUCUCCUCUGGAAUUCUAACUCAUCCUGUUAGUGAGCAAGUUACAGUAAGUCAUUCGAGUUUUUUUUUCAAAGAUUUUUGAACAAAAGUAUUUUGUAAGACACAUGCAGGUGACAAGUUUGUUUUUAUGUGAAAAUGAUUUAAGAUUCGGGCCCGGCCGGUAUAAUGUCUAAUAUUUUUAUUCUAUAAGAGUUGGUGCCGUGGCAAAAAUUAUCUUUUCAUACUGGCAAUCCAAUUAAAGGCGUUAACUAAAUAAUGAAAUGAGAUAUGGGGUUGUAUGUUGAUAAAUAUUAUAUAAACCGAGGUUCGAUUGCUGCAAUUUGCUGUUGUUUAAUUCUGGACAGGAACAUGAAGUUGGGGAAAAUCUAAUCUCUUGCGUUCAAAAAUUGCAUCGACAAAAAACUAUAUACUAUUAAUUAUAUCGAACGAAAUGCCUAAAAAUCUCGCGGAAGUGAUUAUAAUUUGGCCUUGAUUGCACGAGACGAGUGCUUCCAGUUUGACUCUACCAAAACACCUCAGAUUUUCAGUCUAGCUUGGAACAAAGAGAGAUAGUCUUCACUGGACCUCUACAAGGAAAACAGUUUAGCACUGAUAGCUUGGCUAUAUCCAGUAUAAUUAAAGUUAGUUUAGUUGAAAUCAAUUAUAGAAAUUGAAAUUAUUGUCACAAGCAGCAGUGUCAAUGUCAAAUGUAAUAUAUGCCUACUCUGUGCCAGUGUGUAUUGCCAAUACAACUAUACCUUAAAAAUACAAUAGUCAUUCAGAUAUUUUUCUGAAUGUCGAAUAACAUACAGAAAUAUUUGAUCUGUUAUUAUUUAUACUGGCCCGCAAUUAGAGGUGUUGACUAAAUAAUGAAAUAUCAGACAUGUUGUUGUGUAUAGAUAAAUAUUACAUGAAUGAUAUAUGAUUAUAAGGAAAUAAUGUUAUUUGAAAGAAAACAAUAUAGUAGCAAAACUGAUGAAGAUCCGAACCAACAGAUCGGAAGUAUUCCGAAAUGAAUAAUCGUUGUGCUUUCUAAAAAAGGAGAUAACUUUUCGUGGCGCAUGCGCGUGUUUUUCACCUGUGCGGCCCGGGUCCGAUUUUUAGGCCCCGUUUACAUGGGACCGGAACGAAGACAAACCGGGACCAUUUCGUUUCGGUCAUGGUGUUAUUUAUAAUCUGUUUACAUGAGACAGGGUCGAAAAUAACUCAGACCGGUCCGCCUGCUGGACCGAGCCGACUGACUUCAGACCGGUAUGAAUUCAAGACUGGGAUGAAUGUAAACACAAAUACAUUUCAGAGCGGUCUCGGCUGUAACCUUGACAUUGGAACAACACAUGCUAACAAAAGUCAUCUAAAAAAGAAAAUUGCCUGGCAAGGGGAAUAAAUUGAAAAUUUUGUGAUUUUCGUACCGGUCUCAUGUAAACAUGUUGACAAUUUCAAUUUUCAUUCCGGUUCGACUUCGUCCCGGUCUCAUGUAAACGGGAUUAAAAUUUUGCCUCGGUCCCAUAUAAGAAGAGUGAGUACAUGCUUCCAAUUCGGUCACACUCCUUUCUACACUUCAUGGAAGAAGACUUUGGGACUAACAGAGCUCUCCAGUAUAAAGUUACUUUUCGUUUAGUCACAAAUUUUGUAGAGCCUCCUCGCAAAUUAGGAUCUAUACAAGGGUUCCUCCCGUAGGGUAAAUCCCUUCGUCUUUUCUCAAGCCUUGAGUUUCUAUCUUGAUCUUGUUUUACGCCCGUAUUCUAAAAGCUCACUCACACUCAAUGAGUGGAGGUUCAAUUUGAGCUUCUAUUGAGUUUCAAUGCUAUUUUUGAAUAGCUGGAGGGUUAGUGUCGUACCUUACUAUGUGACUACUCAUCCUCCAGCUAUUCAAAAACAGCAUUGACACUCAAUAGAAGCUCAGAUUGAACCUCCACUCAUUCAGCGUGAGUGUGAGUGAGCUUUUAGAAUACGGGCGUUAGUCUCGAUCAGACUCUCAAGCCUUGAGUUUCUAUCUUGAUCUUGUUUUAGUCUCGAUCAGACUCUCAAGCCUUGAGUUUCUAUCUUGAUCUUGUUUUAGUCUCAAUCAGACAGAUGUUCAGGCUGCGAUGAUGUCGUGACGGACCGUUAUUUACUGAAAGUUGCCGAGACUUGUUGGCAUGUACGUUGUCUAAAAUGCUGUAUGUGCCAGUGUGAUUUGGGACUGGAAACGAGUUGUUAUACAAAAGAUAAAAAGAUAUACUGCAAAGCGGAUUAUGCGAGGUAAGACAUUUAUAACGAACGGAUCAUAGGAAACAGGAGAUUAGGAAAUCUGUUUCAUUCUUAAAACUCUGCUGUCGAGGCGACCUUUUUGAAUUCUCAUUUGAUAUAAACAUAUUUUAAUAACAAAAAUAGGGAAAAAAGUAUUUACAACAAAAUUGCAAGUUUGAGUCAAAAGCAUUUUGCUUAUCUGGGACUCUCACUUGCGGACACACACAAAAAUAAUUCUCAUUUCCAACUUGUUUCAUACUAUUUCUGCAUCUUUAGGGAAUUUGGAGCUAAGUGUUCAAGUUGCUUACGGAAUAUUCAAGCCAGCGACUGGGUGCGCAAAGCAAGGAAUAAUGUUUAUCACUUGGCGUGUUUUUCGUGCGCAAUUUGUGCUAGACAGUUGUCUACGGGAGAGGAGUUCGCAUUACAAGAUACGAGGGUCUACUGCAAGGUUCAUUAUAUUGAGUUGUUGGAGGCCAGCGUAUUUUGUCCUAGCAAUGAGGGUAGGUGGAACUAACUUUUACUAAAAUAUUGGGAACCACUCAAAACAUUAAGGAAGAAAGCUAAAGCAAAAAUGAUGUACAAAGUAUUAAAUAAAAUGGGUCCCAAAUCACUCACAAAUCUAUUUUCUUAUAAAUAUGAGAAAACAAACUAUCACCUUCUGGACAUUUCAACUGGUCUUUGUUUACCAAAACCUCGUUCUAAUAACAUGAAAAAUAGUUCAUGUACAACGGAGCUAAACUUUGGAAUUCUAUUCCAAAAGAAAUUAGGGAAAGCAAAUCACUUUCUUCCUUUCGAAAUAAAAUCGCUGCUCACAUUUAUGAAUAAUAAGUAUUGUAAAUAAUGUGCCUGUAAAUAGUCUGCCAACUUUCUCAUUAGACAUUAAUAUGUUACUAUUUUAAUACUCAUUAAUAUGUUACUAUUUUAAUACUCUAUAUCUCUUAAAACCUUUGUAAAUAGCUCUAUCACUUUCCUGUACUUGUAAAAAUCUUAUUCAAUUUUUUGGCACACGCCCCUCGUGGAAAUCAGCUUCGGUUGACGGGGUCGGCGUGUAUAAAUAAAAGUUUCUACCUAUCUAUCUAUCUAUCUAUCUAUCUAUCUAAAUCCGACCAUGAGGACUGGACUAGAUUUCAAGUCCAAAGCGAAGCCGACGACUAGAUUAAACUGCGACAACUUGAAAUUUAGUCCAGUCCGAAUUGGAUUUGAAAUGACAUUUCAUACGAAUAAAUCAUUGCUCAAAGUGAAGUGAAUUAAUUUUGAUCCAGUCCUAGGAUUGGAUGAUAUACUUCACCAGGUAUCCAGUAUUAUCAUGUGAGCAAAAUAAAGCAAUAUGGUUGGCUAAUUUAGUUAUUUACGAUACCAGAUUCGCUUUUCAGUUGUUGACAAGUUUGGAACAAGUUGUUAUCAUCUUGCAACAAGGUUAAUGAGGCCAAACAGACUCGCAACAAGUUGUUCCAGCAAGUCUGAUGUAUCGUCUGUAACGUAACAAGUUGAUGAGAACAAGCUCGCAGCAACUUGUUGCGAACAGCUUAUAUUAUAGUCUUGUUGGAACAACUUGUAGCAAGUCUGUUACCGUCAUCAACGUUGUAACAAUUAAGGUGUCAACAAAUUUGUCGCAACAAUUGGAAACAAGCGGUGCGAGCAACAAAAUUAUGGAACGAUUUAGACAGGAAUUUCGAAAACAUUACUAUAGUACAGUUUUAAUAUUUUUAAGAAAUAUUUGAAACAAAAUAUGCUUUUAGAUAUUGUAUCUUGAUUGAUAUCAAUCAUGUAAAUAGGUUGUCUGUAUUUUUUGUGAAUUAAUCUGAAAAGCCCGACAAGGGAAUUUAAUUUUUGAAAAAUAAUAAUAAAUAAUACUAAAUUGCGCGUUUUUGCGUGUACAGUCAACGCGCUCCUCUUUAAUUCAAAGGUGCCCUCGCAUAAAUCGUUCUCUCUUUGUUAUUCCAACAGAACAAGGAUCACUGCUAAAACCGAAAAGAAUUCGUACGACCUUCUCAGAAGAUCAACUUCAAAUACUAAACGCAAACUUUAAUCUGGAUCCAAACCCGGACGGUCACGAUCUUGAAAGGAUUGCCAAGCAAACUGGAUUAAGCAAACGUGUUACGCAAGUUUGGUUUCAGAAUUCGCGAGCGAGGCAAAAGAAACAGUCUUCAAACAGUGGUAUAUUAAUGUUAUUAUCUUUAUUCUUUAUGUAUUUCUUUACUUGAAC
Molecule: messenger RNA, 9120 nt
Organism: Paramuricea clavata
Lineage: Eukaryota; Metazoa; Cnidaria; Anthozoa; Malacalcyonacea; Plexauridae
Source: the annotation of a GenBank genome assembly